Molecule: messenger RNA, 3077 nt
Organism: Nerophis ophidion (straightnose pipefish)
Lineage: Eukaryota; Metazoa; Chordata; Actinopteri; Syngnathiformes; Syngnathidae
Gene: bend3
Product: BEN domain containing 3
Exons: 4
Coding region: 184-2622 (812 amino acids)
Biological process (GO): rDNA heterochromatin formation
Cellular component (GO): heterochromatin
Molecular function (GO): DNA binding
Source: RefSeq, a predicted model, not a curated record
GGGCGCGCUCACUGUGACGUCACACGAGAAUGCACUGGAAGCGAGCAAGAGAGAGAGAGGGAGGGGGGGUAAUGGUCAACAACGCUGUCAACCGUUAUCUACAAAUAAAGCCCGCGGACGUUCGGCAGACAUGUCCAACUCAACAAUAACAAACCGAAUGGACAGCAAGCACUCGUGAAGGCUAUGAAUUCCUCUGAGUAUGGGGAUGCUUCAGAUGAAACGAUGCUUGAAAAAGAACACAAGCAUGUUAAAAAAUCUAAAGAGACUGAGGACUUUGCUGUUUGUGAGGCACUGGGAGAGUGUGGGGGAGGAUCUCCUGGGGCCAAUGAGGCUGGUAAACGGACCUCGGCAGAAAUGGAGCCUGACGCUAAGCAGUACUCAACUAGCAAGCGAGUCAGAAUCACAGGAGAGAUGAGGCACUACUUGACAGAUGACGGCAGCCGCCAGGAGCCUCUGUGUCUCAGCACGAGCAAUGUUAAGAGGGACAACAUCCGUGGGAAAUCCAGAGUUUCUUACAGAAAGCCUCUGUUCAGUAUCUCCCACAGGAUCUCUGAGAAGAAGAACACGCCAAGUGUAGAUCAGCAGGCUGAUCAAGGUGCUGGACAUCAGGCUGGCCUCUUCUCUUCCGCUCUCCUAAAUUCAGAAGGAAAUGGCUUACCGGAAGCUUUGUCAAGCCUGGAUGGUUCAGGCCAAGUGUGGUCAAAGGACUCUAACCUCUACCCUUUGAUUGAGAAAAUGUUUUUCAUUCUCAACAGUCUAAGUUCAAGCAUGACUCAGUUGCAUAGCAAAGUGGACCUUUUAAGUCUUGAGGUUAUGCGGAUAAAGAAGCAUAUCAAACCAGUGGAGAUGGUGGCAGACUUCCAACCUCCUCCUGAGUAUCUGCUAACAAGCGAAGAGUUAAAUUCUUUAAUGGAGCAGACAUCCAGUGCUGGGGAGCUGGGGUGUCGCUUACUGGUACAUCUCUUCCCCGAGCUGUUCAAAGCCAGGGAGCACUCCCAUGACUGUGUGACAAACAAGAGAUCACUGGAUUCUCUACAUCUGCAGCUGAUCCGUAACUAUGUGGAGGCAUGCUAUCCAUCGGCCAGGAACCUUAGUGUUUGGCAGGAUGAGUGUCUCCCUCAGCUCAAUGACUUUUUUAAUCGUUUCUGGGCUCAGAGGGACAUGGAAAGCGGUAGGCUGGUAAGGAAGCAGACAAUAGCGGGAGAAGAGAUCACAGCGGCGCAUCCUCAAACCUAUCGUUUCAUAAAUGAGCAGGGUCGUGAGGAGCACAUUCUUCAGAGCAAUCAGCGGAGCAGCUUGGUUGGACCAUUUACCGAUCAAGCCACAGAGGAGCUGGAUGAGCUUGCCUCUCCUGAAGACUUAGUGAUUUUCCUCAUGCAUCGACUCUUCCCCGAGCUUUUUGAACAGGGCAAUAAAAUGCCAGAGGGCUCGAAUUGUUUAAACAGCAUGGGCCAGCUAAUUCUAGACUCUGACAGGAUGGAAAUCAUAAAAACGUACAUGGAAACUAAUUUUCCUGAUGUGCCUGAGGAGAGCUGGCUUCAGGUGUGCAUUCAACACAUGGAGGAUGCACUCUAUUGUCCUCACAGCAACGACAAUGGAAGUGAGCCUGACAACAUCAACGACGAGAGCUACGAUCUGGCCAGCAUUCCUGAGGAAGGUUCUGUCCUGAAGGUUUUGGACAUAUGUGGCAAUGAAAGGACCUCACGAAAGCCCAAAAGGUCACUGCUAUCACCCAUUGAUUUUGACAAUAUGGAGAUCCCUUUACCUAACUUUACUGUUUCACAGGAGCUCCUCUUGUCCAAAGAGCAGCUUAAGUAUAACUAUGAAUGUAGCUUGUCCAUCGGAAACUUCGCCUCCCGCCUGCUAGUUCUUAUGUUCCCUGAGCUCUUCACCCAUGAGAACACCCGGAAGCAGUACAACUGCAGCGGUUCUCUUGGGAAAAAGCAGCUGGAUCCCCUUCGUGUGAACCUGGUCCGUCAUUAUGUGCAGCUGGUCUACCCACAAGCAAGGAACGACAGAGUGUGGACUAUGGAGUUUGUGGGCAAACUUGACGAGAGGUGCCGUAGACGGGACACCGAACAGAGAAGAUCUUACCUGCAGCAUCGAAAAGUGUACAGUCAAGAUGCAGAGCAGGACUUUGUCCUGAACCAGCUCCACCCAGAUGCCUUGAGGGAGGAUCCAGAAAUUCCCUUGUUGCCCCCUGAGAAAAGCAGUAAAGACUUUUGCAAAAUUCCUCUGGAUGAACUAACUGUAUCCAAACCAGACUUCCCGGUCCAGUCAGUUUACCUACUCUCGGAUGUGGAAGUUCGGGAAAUAGUCCAGCAGAGUCUCUCUGUGGGGAACUUUGCCGCACGACUGUUGGUGCGCCUCUUCCCAGAACUAUUCACGCAGGACAACCUGCGGCUGCAGUACAACCAUUCUGGGGCCUGCAACAAGAAACAGCUGGACCCAGCGCGCCUCAAACUUAUCCGUCACUAUGUGGAAACUGUGUAUCCUGUGGAGAAAAUGGAGGAGGUGUGGCACUACGAGUGUGUGCCAAGCAUUGACGAGCGCUGCAGGCGCCCUAAUCGGAAGAAAUGUGACAUUCUGAAGAAGGCUAAAAGGUCAAACAGUGUGUUGUAGUCAGCUUUCCUGACCAACUACCCCCAUCCAGAAAAAUACUUUAUCAUUGCACAGCAUAUAAGCUCAACUUUUACAAACCUGUCCUUUUUUAGGAUGAAGCCAACCUGUCACAUGUUUUCUGUACAAUUCUUAUUUCUAGAUUUAGACUUUUAUUGUUGGAUAAAAAGUUUUGAAAGAUAUUAAAAAAGCCAAAAUUGUCACAUGUAAUCUAACAUAAUUUUCACCUUUGACAACAAUUAAACAAUAGUAGUUGAUUACAUAGUUUUCUAUAUGAACAAAUUGCAAAGAUGUGAUAUAUUUACAACACUGCAGUUUCUGAUGUAACAUUGUGUCACCCGUUUUAAUAACAAUGUGCUUAUAUUAAGCCUUGUGGAUGUUUGUGUUAAAGAAAAUUUAACAUUAAAGAUCACUUAGUUAUUUCUAAUAAAAAUCACAAGACUGUGUUACAUUAAUAA